GCCGAGCCCCUCGCCAUGGCCCAGGGCUUCUGGCGGCUCUACAAGGCCAAAGUGCUGCAGACCCUGGGGGGGCCGCGCCCGGACGGGGCCCUGCAGGACGAGGGAGACCCCCCCGAGCUGAUGGAGACGGCCGAGCCCCCCGCGCUGGUGGAGGAGGGAGCCAGCCCCGUGUCCCAGCUGGCCCGGAAGGUGCAGGGGGUGGGUGCCCGCGGCUGGCGGACGCUUUCGUCCCUCUUCACCCGCGAGGACGAGCACCAGCUGCUCAGCCCGGAGCCCUGCCCAGACCACCCUCUGGCCACCGAGCCCUCCGAGAUGCCCCACACCGAGAAGGCACCUGGGUUUUGGGAUCUCUUUGCUACCAAGUGGCAGCAGGCGUCGGGGCCGGACAAGGGGGGGCCCCCCCCCGAGCCGGACGAGAGCCCGGGGGAGCCGCCGGGUGACGACGGCAGCGACCUGCGGGAGCCGGAGGAAGGGGCCUUCCACUGGGGCUUCCUGGCUGGCAAACUGGCCGAAAUCCGGAAUAAAAAUGCCCCCAAGGGCAAUUAG
Molecule: messenger RNA, 546 nt
Organism: Vidua macroura (Pin-tailed whydah)
Lineage: Eukaryota; Metazoa; Chordata; Aves; Passeriformes; Viduidae
Gene: C25H1orf232
Product: chromosome 25 C1orf232 homolog
Exons: 4
Coding region: 16-546 (176 amino acids)
Biological process (GO): spermatogenesis
Source: RefSeq, a predicted model, not a curated record